This is a messenger RNA of Ziziphus jujuba (common jujube), 2571 nucleotides long. RefSeq lists its product as uncharacterized. The record is from RefSeq and is a predicted model, not a curated record. Gene Ontology annotation, cellular component: cytoplasm; nucleus. Gene Ontology annotation, biological process: proteasome-mediated ubiquitin-dependent protein catabolic process. Bases 146 to 2326 code for a protein of 726 amino acids. NCBI's taxonomy places the organism in Eukaryota, Viridiplantae, Streptophyta, Magnoliopsida, Rosales, Rhamnaceae. The transcript has 12 exons.
CCACACCAUCGCCGCCUUUCUUGCUGCUCAGGGAAUUUUCCCCCUUUUUAAAACCGAAAUAGUGGUAUUUUUAUUUGUGUCUGUCUCAGUUUUCUUAUCUUUCUCAGACCCAAUAUAAUUUUCCGGGAAAAUAAAAGGAAAAAAAAUGGACUCGACGCCCGUGAACUGGGAAGCGCUUGAUGCUUUAGUAAUCGAUUUCGCCAAAUCUGAGAACUUGAUCGAAGACUCAUGCUCCUUUGUAUCGUCGACUUCUUCUCCACCGUCUUCACCUUCUUCAUCAUCGUCUCCUUCACUUUCUUCGUCGUCUUAUUAUUCCAGAUUGAUCAUUCGCCAGAUCAGACGUUCAUUGGAAACUGGUGAUGUUGAUGCUUCUAUCGAUCUUCUUCGGGUCCACGCUCCUUUCAUUCUCGAUGAUCAUAGGCUUCUCUUUCGGUUACAGAAGCAGAAAUUUAUUGAGCUUUUGAGAAGAGGGACUGUAGAAGCUCGUGACUCUGCAAUUGAUUGCCUGAGAACUGCUCUGGCUCCUUGUGCUCUUGAUGCUUAUCCGGAAGCAUAUGAGGAAUUCAAGCAUGUUCUUCUUGCCUUUAUAUAUGACAAAGAUGACCAGACUUCUCCAGUUGCAAAUGAGUGGUCUGAAAGGAGGAGGUUUGACAUUGCUGGACUUAUGUCCACUGUGUUAAGAGCUCAUUUACAUGCAUAUGAUCCGGUCUUUUCAAUGACAUUGCGAUAUUUGAUAAGCAUACACAAAGGAUUUUGCUUUCGACAAGGAAUUUCAUCACCCAUUUCAGAUCUUACUGAGCGGUUGCUCCUUGAGGAGCGUGAUCCCCCUGCAACACCCCAAGAGAGCUUGUAUGAAGCACCUCCUUUUGAUGAGGUGGACAUACAAGCUCUUGCACAUGCUGUAGAGCUUACAAGACAAGGGGCCAUUGAUAGCUUGAGAUUUUCAAAGGGUGAUCUCUUCCAGGCGUUUCAGAAUGAAUUAUGUCGGAUGAAAUUGGAUGUUUCAAUGCUUGAUGAGCUUGUUCGUGAGUAUUGCAUUUAUAGGGGCAUUGUGGAUUCUGGUCUUGCAUCACCUUCUGGAUUUCAAACUCUUUCGAAACCUUUGAAAGUCGAUCAACAACUGCAUGGUUAUUGGUCUUCACGAGACUGUUCUGUUGAAGUGGACUGUAGUGCCAGCAAAGUUUCUGAUGGUGAUUCUUCCAUUACUACUCCUUAUAUGGAUGGUUCACCGGAGAAGAGUACUGACAUGACUAGCAUGCAAGGAAUUGAUGUUGAACUACGAUAUGCUUGUGAACCAACAAGCACCAAUGAAGACUGUAGCACCAGUGGAUCACAUCAACAUGAAAAUAUAAGAGUUCAGCAAAGGAGCAGAAUCAACACAUAUGCUGCUGGAGAAAGGAGUAAACGUAAGCGCUGGAGGGGUAGAAAUGAUGAUGUAGGUUACACUCCUAGCGUUUCUUCUGAUGAAAGUAGUAAACAAGAGCUUAGCACAACAACCCUGGUUUCCAGCUCAUGUAUUUCGCAGGGACAACAGGGUUUGGAAGGACAUUCUGUACAAGACAUUAAUAAUAGAGAGGAUAAAUAUGAGUUUGUGCUGGGGAUGAAGGCACUAGCUAGUAAAGGGAUGGCUACAGAGGUUGUCGAAGAAGUUAACGCUAUGGAUGCAAGUUUUUUUGUGCAAAAUCCUAUUUUGCUUUUCCAGCUUAAGCAGGUUGAAUUCCUUAAGCUCGUUGGCUCAGGGGAUUAUUCUAGUGCUCUGAGAGUUGCUUGUUCACAUUUAGGUCCUUUAGCUGCUAAUGAUCCAGCUUUGUUGAAACCCUUGAAGGAGACAUUGUUGGCAUUGCUGCAACCCAAUGAACAUGCACUUGACAAAGGCUUGCCUUUACAGGCCCUUGCAACUUCGCUUCAGGUUGCAAUUGGUAAAAGGCUUGGCAUUGAAGAACCCCUGCUUAUGAAAAUCAUUAGAGCAACUCUCCACACGCAUAAUGAGUGGUUUAGGCUUCAGAUGUGUAAAGAUCGCUUUGAAAGUCUCUUGCAAAUCGAUUCCUUGAAACAGGUUAGUCCUCCUGUGUUCAGUGCUAAUGCCACAUCAAAGUCAAAUGCUGAUAGGUGCUCCAACGGAUCUUCCCAAGUUACAAUAUCAAGCACUAGGAUGUCAGAGGAUGGAAGCAGUCCAACCCAAGUCUCUUCUAGAGAUGUGAUUUGCGAUGAAAAUGCAAUACUAAAGGUUAUGGAAUUUCUUGCUUUGCCGAGGGCAGAUGCUAUCCAUCUUCUUGCAGAGUACAACGGAAAUGCUGAGACGGUCAUUCAGCAAAUCUUUGCAUAACUUGGAAUUUUGGAUUGUACAACUUGUCAACUAUAAACACAAUACAUCUAUAUAUAUUCUUUUUCAUAUUAUUUGAUUCAAUUUAUGCCUUAUUACUGAUGAGUAUACAAGUAGGUUCGAAAGGGUAAGCAUGUUGUAAUUAUUCGGCAAGUACUUGUAGAGUGCUCUCUGUACAUUAGCAUAAGUGUUUUUCGUGUACGAAAUAAGCAGUCAUCAAUGAAAACAAAUUUGUCAGAUUGGUUCAA